GUGGCGCGGGCACGUGCGCUCCCGGCUGCACCCCCGAUGCCUCCGUCGCCCUCUUCCGCGCGCUAGUGUCCUUCUGACAGCGCGGCUCCAUGCGAUGCUCCGCGCGCCCGUCUCACGUGCCCCGCGCCACGCUGUCGGUUGCCAUCGCGGUCCCGGCUCAGGCUGCUACUCUCUCUCCUACGCCGCGCCCCCACGCGCACGGACGGAGGCGCCUCCCUCUCCUGUCGCCGUUGCAACCGACAGCUCGCUGGAUUCUCCUCCUCCUCCUGAGUAGCCAACGAUCGCAUGGGGAUCGCGCAGGCGGCUGCCCCGCUGCAUCUCGCGUGCUCCGCGCGGCCCACCGGCGCGGCGCCCCCGACGCCCGCGUCACUCGGAGUGGGAGCAGCCCGUCCAAGGAAGUGCGGGACCAGUGGACGGGGGACAAGGGCCGAGAGCGCCCCGCGGCGCCCCAACUCGAUGCCCGACACGCGAGCGCACCACCACGAUCGGGGCUUCGAGAUCAGCGAUGUGGGCGGGAGAGCGCACCACCACGGCGGCGCGGGCGCCAGGCCGCACGCACAGGCCUCUUGGAGGAGGCGCGGUGCCGCGGCGGUGGAGGACGAAGGGUGGGAGCUCCUUCAGGAGUCGGUGGUGCGCUACUGCGGAAGCCCCGUGGGGACGAUCGCCGCGUGCGACCCGGACGACGCCAGCCCGCUCAACUACGACCAGGUGUUCAUCAGGGACUUCGUGCCUUCGGGCGUCGCAUUCCUGCUCAAGGGGGAGUACGACAUCGUCCGCAACUUCAUCCUGCACACGCUGCAGCUCCAGAGCUGGGAGAAAACGAUGGACUGCCAUAGCCCAGGUCAAGGCUUGAUGCCAGCUAGCUUCAAGGUGCGUGUCAUUCCUCUUGAUGGUGACGAUGAUGCCACUGAGGAAGUCUUAGAUCCUGAUUUUGGUGAGGCUGCAAUAGGCUGUGUGGCCCCGGUUGAUUCAGGUUUAUGGUGGAUCAUAUUGUUGAGGGCAUAUGGAAAAUGUUCAGGGGAUCAGUCAGUUCAGGAGAGAAUUGAUGUGCAGAGGAGAAUACAAAUGAUCUUGAAGCUUUGUUUAGCUGAUGGUUUUGACAUGUUCCCCACAUUGCUGGUCACCGAUGGCUCUUGCAUGAUAGAUCGUCGAAUGGGAAUACAUGGGCACCCAUUGGAAAUUCAGGCGCUGUUCUAUUCAGCUCUCUUGUGUGCACGUGAGAUGCUUGCCCCAGAAGACGGUUCAGAUGACCUAAUCCGUGCCUUCAACAACAGGCUUAUUGCACUCUCUUUUCAUAUUAGAGAGUAUUACUGGCUUGACAAGAGAAAGCUAAAUGAGAUAUAUCGAUACAAAACAGAAGAAUAUUCUUAUGAUGCUGUGAACAAGUUUAACAUAUAUCCAGAUCAGAUUCCUUCCUGGCUAAUUGACUGGAUUCCUCCUAAAGGAGGUUACUUCAUCGGAAACCUGCAGCCAGCUCACAUGGAUUUCCGAUUCUUUUCUCUGGGAAACUUGUGGUCAAUAAUAAGCAGUUUAGCAACCACCCAUCAGUCUCAUGCAAUUUUGGACCUGAUUGAAGCCAAAUGGUCUGAAUUGGUGGCAGAGAUGCCAAUGAAGAUAUGCUAUCCUGCCCUUGAGGAUCAAGAGUGGAAAUUCAUUACUGGGAGUGACCCCAAAAACACACCUUGGUCUUACCACAAUGGAGGUUCCUGGCCAACAUUGUUGUGGCAGCUCACGGUGGCAUGUAUCAAGAUGAACAGGCCGGAGAUCGCAGCAAGAGCUGUGGAGGUGGCCGAGAGGCGUAUUGCCACAGACCAUUGGCCCGAAUACUACGACACCAGGCGAGGACGGUUCAUCGGUAAACAGGCUCGCCUCUUCCAAACCUGGUCUAUUGCCGGAUUUCUUGUGGCAAAGCUUCUGCUAGAGAAACCUGAUAAGUCUCGGAUGCUCUGGUGCAACGAGGACGAGGAAAUCUUCAACGCUCUGAGUCUCAUUGCUGACGCCUCCAGUCCGACGAGGAAGCGUAGCAGGAAACUAGUGAAGACCUAUAUCGUGUAAGUUCAGCAGCAGUUUCAACCCUGGGGGUCAUAACAUAGGAAAAGAAGGGAUCCCUGUGUAAAUUUUUGUAGAGAAAACGCAUACUGCGAUAUACUGUUAUAAUAUCAAAUAAUAUCUGAGGUUUAUUGCGGUUACGAAAUUA
Phragmites australis (common reed) is the source of this 2197-nucleotide messenger RNA. RefSeq names its product neutral/alkaline invertase 3, chloroplastic-like. Gene Ontology annotation, molecular function: endo-alpha-N-acetylgalactosaminidase activity; sucrose alpha-glucosidase activity. The coding region runs from base 286 to 2055 and encodes 589 amino acids. Lineage: Eukaryota; Viridiplantae; Streptophyta; Magnoliopsida; Poales; Poaceae. Gene Ontology annotation, cellular component: chloroplast. The transcript is spliced from 6 exons. Gene Ontology annotation, biological process: sucrose catabolic process. The record is from RefSeq and is a predicted model, not a curated record.